UUAUCUUUUGUCAUCGAUUCCUAAUUCGACAAUCACAUGCGAAGAAUGAUAGAAGAACUAUUGCUACUGUGUGUAUGUUCCUUGCUGGGAAGGUUGAAGAGACACCUCGUCCAUUAAAGGAUUUCAUUGUUGUUUCCUAUAAGAUAAUAAACAAAAAAGAUCCCGCUGCAGCCCAGAAGAUCAAACAGAAGAAAUUGUAUGAGCAACAAAAGGAGCUAAUUUUAACUGGAGAGAGGGUUGUACUUUCCACGUUGGCUUUUGACUUCAAUGUUCAUCACCAGUAUAAACCUCUUGUGGAAGCUAUAAAGAAAUUCAAGGUUGCACAGAAAGCCCUUGCUCAAGUUGCGUGGAAUUUUGUUAACGAUGGGCUGAGGACGUCACUCUGCCUGCAAUUUAAGCCCCAUCAUAUUGCGGCGGGUGCCAUUUUCCUUGCUGCCAAGAUCCUCAAAGUGAAGCUUCCAUCGAACGGUGAGAAGGUUUGGUGGCAAGAAUUUGAUGUCACCCCUCUUCAAUUAGAGGAGGUUAGCAAUCAAAUGCUGGAACUUUACGAGCAAAAUAGAGCACCCCCUUCUGAGGGUAGUGAAGUAGAAGGAAGUGCCGGUGGUGGUGGCGACUAUAGGGUUCCGGCAAAACAUCCUUCUGAAAGUCAGGAAAAGCAAUCACGAUUGACAGCUGACAACUCGUCUACUGACAACCAUGGAAUGCAGUCAAGAACCGCUCAAAACCAGAGUAACGAUAAUGGGAGUGGGGAGAUGGAUAGUGUCAUUAGGGAUCACAAAAUGGAGAACAAGGAUGGCCAACAUCAUGAGCAGUUGCCCCACAAGGAUAACACGGGGGAAGUUUCAAAUAAAUCAAGGUCUGGAAAGGAGCGAACUGGUAGGGAAGAUCGGGAAAGAAGUGUUGGGAGAAAUGAAAUUGCAGAAGCAGGUGAGUGGGGGGAUGAUGGAGCAUCACGUAAGGCUAGCAGUUUGGUCAGGCGAAACAUGGAUAUUCGGGAAGGACCCGUUGGGCAGUCCCCCAAAGAAGCUAUUAAAAUCGACAAAGACAUCCUCGAUUUCCACUCCUAA
Molecule: messenger RNA, 1067 nt
Organism: Hibiscus syriacus
Lineage: Eukaryota; Viridiplantae; Streptophyta; Magnoliopsida; Malvales; Malvaceae
Product: cyclin-T1-5-like
Exons: 6
Coding region: 75-1067 (330 amino acids)
Biological process (GO): positive regulation of DNA-templated transcription, elongation; regulation of transcription by RNA polymerase II
Cellular component (GO): cyclin/CDK positive transcription elongation factor complex; nucleus
Molecular function (GO): cyclin-dependent protein serine/threonine kinase activator activity
Source: RefSeq, a predicted model, not a curated record